Brachypodium distachyon (stiff brome) is the source of this 1516-nucleotide messenger RNA. Its product is annotated as nucleosome assembly protein 1;2. Lineage: Eukaryota; Viridiplantae; Streptophyta; Magnoliopsida; Poales; Poaceae. Gene Ontology annotation, cellular component: nucleus; chromatin. Gene Ontology annotation, biological process: nucleosome assembly. Bases 152 to 1255 code for a protein of 367 amino acids. The record is from RefSeq and is a predicted model, not a curated record. The transcript is spliced from 11 exons. Gene Ontology annotation, molecular function: chromatin binding; histone binding.
UUUUUUAUCCCCUCCUUCGGCCUCCACUUCUCUCCCCCUCUCUCUCCCCCCCCUCUCUCUCUUCCACUUCCCCCUCUCGCUGCGCCGCCGCCGCUAGGGUUUCUGCCCCUUAUCAAGCCGUAGAACCCUACACCUGUUCCUACACGCCGCCAUGAGCGAGGAAGGCAAGGACGCGCUCGACCUCUCCGCCAUCAGCGCCGCCGUACCCAACGCCGCAGAGCUCAGCGCCGAAGACAAGGCCAACCUCGUGGAGUCGAUUAAGAACACGCUGCAGGGAUUGGCGGCGCAGCACUCGGACGUGCUCGAGAACCUCGAGCCCAAGGUCAGGAAGCGCGUCGAAGCGCUCAGGGAGAUCCAGAGCCAACAUGAUGAACUUGAGGCAAAGUUUUUUGAGGAGAGAGCUGCCCUUGAAGCUAAAUAUCUGAAGAUGUAUGAACCACUGUAUUCAAAGCGUUAUGAAGUUGUCAAUGGUGUGGUUGAAGUAGAAGGUGUAACAAAAGAUGAGGCGGCUGUAACUGCUGCUGAUCAGAAAGAGGAAAAGGGUGUGCCAGAUUUCUGGCUUAAUGCAAUGAAGAACCAUGAAAUCCUGGCUGAGGAGAUCCAGGAGAGAGAUGAGGAAGCUCUCAAGUACCUCAAGGACAUCAAAUGGUACAGAAUUAAUGAGCCCAAGGGUUUCAAGCUUGAAUUUCACUUUGACACUAAUCCAUUCUUCAAGAACUCAGUGCUUACAAAAACAUACCACAUGAUUGAUGAAGAUGAACCAAUCCUAGAGAAAGCCAUUGGUACUGAAAUUGAAUGGUAUCCUGGGAAGUGCUUGACACAAAAGGUUCUAAAAAAGAAGCCAAAGAAGGGGUCCAAGAACACUAAACCCAUCACAAAAACUGAGAUGUGUGAUAGCUUCUUUAAUUUCUUCACUCCACCUCAAGUUCCAGAUGAUGAUGAGGAAAUUGAUGAGGACACAGCUGAACAGUUGCAAAACCAAAUGGAGCAAGAUUACGAUAUUGGAUCUACCAUUAGAGACAAGAUUAUCCCGCAUGCUGUUUCAUGGUUCACUGGUGAGGCUGCUCAAGAUGAGGACUUUGAUGGCAUCAUGGAUGGUGAAGAUGAUGAUGAUGAAGAUGAUGACGAGGAUGAAGAUGAAGAUGAGGACGAUGAGGAAGACGAAGAUGACGAGGGUGAUAAGAAGAAGGGCGGGCGAGUUCCUGCAGGGGAAGGGCAGCAGGGGGAGCGGCCUGCUGAGUGCAAGCAACAGUGAGAUCCUUAGAACGUGAAUGUUCCAAAUUCAGUGAUUCUGGAUUGAAGAAUGCUGGGUUCUGCUUGAUGCUAUGUCGUUGAGUUGGUUCUGUGGGGCCAGUGGGGGAUUGAGUAAGUUUUGUGGAACCGGUGGUGGAUUUUUUUUGGACAUGGUAUUAUAUAUGCUGGUAGUCUUUCUAUUGUUGUAUUGGGUUGAAAUACUUGUGCGGUGUUUAUGCUGGAGUGAUCAAUGUUGCAGUUUGGUAUGUCAUUGCAAAUGCCA